Molecule: messenger RNA, 3249 nt
Organism: Durusdinium trenchii
Lineage: Eukaryota; Dinophyceae; Suessiales; Symbiodiniaceae
Source: the annotation of a GenBank genome assembly
AUGGAGAGCUGCCGUCCAGGUGAUCGCCUUGAGCUCGCUGCCGGAGCCGGUGGCCGCCAAGUACUACCACAUGAGGAGGCGGGGUCGACACCUGGGAGGUGGGAGAUGAGAUUGAUCAUCCUGGGGUCUCAAGAAGCUGCCGGAGAUGUGAGGACGAAGAUGGAGAAAAUCCGUGACAAGGCCCACCAUCAGAUCGAGGACUUGAAAAAGCAAAAGCUGAUUGAAGCUGGUAUUGGUGCUGUGGGGGAUUUCUCACCAGCUGAAGAACAUGCCCAAUUGACUUCAGAGCGGAGGUGGGAGAGGUCCACGCAGUCAGCUUUGGCUUUGGAAGAUCAGGCGGGCGAUCGGGUAAUCGGUGAUCGGGUGGUCGACGGUGGGAGUGGUGACAGUGGUGAUGAUGGCACCCCGCCUUCGAUUGGAAAGGAGCGGAGGCUCAGCAAGGAGGAGCCAGACGUCUUAGACGACGAGAAUGAGGUGAUCAGUUUGGGUUGGUUGAGCCAGGUUCAACAGCAGCCCCGUGUCGGGGUGGUGAGAGCCAGCCGUGACUGGCCCGUGAUGGUGGACCGUGGCGGUUCACAGAAAGCCAGGUGCGACGAUCCCUUCGAAGUGGUGGCCCGACUCCAGGCCUCAGUGGCAGAGAAGUUGGCUGAGAUCGAAGGGAUGGGCACCGAUCUGAACUUCGAUGAGGUCGAGACGCUCCGGGUGAUGUCGCAGGACCUGAUGGCGGAGGGUGGACGACCGUUUGGAAGGUCGGAUUUGGAGCCAAGCCGAGCCUUACAGGAGUGGCGUGCUGAACUGCUGUCCGUGCUGCAAUUGGCCUCGUUGCUGUCCACGGCCUUGAUCGACUUGACCAAGAAGAUCGAACAGGUUCAGCUCAACCACACAGAGUUGGCCAUCAGGGACAUCAAGCGGCAAGGAUUUCAGCUCCCAUCGCCACCGACCGGCCGGGUCGUCGGCCGAAGAAGCCACGCGCGUGCGUGCGUCGCGCGUCGCUCGCGUCGCUGUGGCCGGAUGACGCACCAGCGCUCGGGGCCGGUGGAGGGCGAAGACUUCAUCGAGUUUCAGGACACCCAGUAUGUCACUGGACAUAUCCAGAGGAUGUAUCGCUUCUACAUGUUCCUGCCUGAGCACGGAAAGCCGUACAAGACGAUGUGGGUCACGGACUUGGACUAUGUGCGGAAGGAGCGGGACAGGUGCUUGGAGCUACAGAAGAAGAAGCUGGAGAAGAGGAAGAAGUCGCAACACAACACAUUGGCAAACAUGCAGACCAUUGCAGAGAGGCAGAUUUACAAUGAUUUAAAAGAGCAUAGCUGGCCGGAGUCCUUGCCCUUCUGGCUUCUCAUUAAGCGUUUCCCGCAUGCUCCAAGCUCACAGGCCUCCGAGAAGAGCGCCGCCGAGAUCUACCGGAAGAGGGACGAGGAGCGCUCGGCGGAGAUCCUGCUCGAGACGGAGAUUGCCGCGCUGCCCUUGGCACCUAAGGCCUCGCUGGGCACUUCGAUCCUGGAGCGUCAUCGGGUCUUGCACGUUUGCCUCGGCCGGGAGCACGGAGUGCUCUUGUCGGACGCGGGCAUUGCCUUCACCUGGGGCGACAAUCGCUAUGGCCAACUUGGGCGACCCCCGGUGCUGAAGGAGGAGAAUGGCAGGCCUUUCCCCGUGGUGGGCCUGGCCGACUACGAAGUGACCCAGGUCUCGGCCGGCACGCACCACUGCCUGGCCUUGGUGGCGCCUGGCCUGGUCUGGUCCUGGGGGCGCAACAAGGAUGGGCAGCUGGGAGUCGGUGACUUCAGGGAUCGAAUCCAUCCGGUGGAAGUGUGCCACCCACCAAUCCUAGAUGGAGCCGAUUCCACCUUGCAGCCCGAUUGCUCAGUCCUGGUUCCGGAUCACCAGCGCUUGGGGCCGAUCGAGGUGGAUGAGUUGACCUGGACUGGUCAUAGCUUGAAGGGCAUCUCAGCAGACCUGAGGUCAGCGUCCGCAGCUCAGGGCGACCGUGACGCGCCACACGAAACCGAUGAUUGCACCGUGCAUAGACGUGGCAGCCUUCGUGGCUUUGAUCCCACUGUGUGGGGCCAGAUCAGCAGCAACUUCAACGUCGCCAAUACCGACAAGUCCAGGAAGAGUGGGAUUGCUUUGGUCCAAAACAGGCCGUACCUCAUCUUCGAGCAGACCCUCUUUCGCUCUCAGAUGCGCGCAGGUCGGGUGUCCAUCUCGUCCACGGGAUGCAAGGUCUUGCACCAGGACACCUUCACCGAGCAGUUGAGAGCGGAGACGUUGGUGCAAGGGGUGCAAGACAUGCAAGCCAGCAUCAACGAGGAGCGGCAGCACCUAGCAGAACUGAACAAGACGACCACCGAAGCAGAGGCACCAGCAGCGCAGCAGCACGGGGGCGACGAGGAUGAGCUGGCCACGCUGCAGGACACCAUUGGCCAAUUGGAACGAGACAUCAUGCUCUUGGAACGAGACAUCGAAGCCUACGGGAAGAGCCUCGAGAGCUGCGACCUGCGACAGGCACACAACCGGAAGCAGUUGCAGCAGCUGCAACAGCAAGGCACCUCGUUGCGGGAUCGGCAAGACCAGGUGUCCCUCAACAUCUACAUGGCGCCCAAAGCCGGCGCUGAGAGGAGGAAGUUGGAGGAACAACUCACAGAGGUCGAAGAGUUCGUCCAGGCGAACAAGAAUACCCGCAUGACGCUGCUGGACCAACGCGCCGAGACGGACAAGGAGAAGCAGAAGAUCUUGGCGCAGUUGGCCAACAGCCGCAAGCAGCGCGAGCGCUUCCAGCGGCGCUUGGACAUCGUGAAGGACCUGAGCAAGUCGAGCAAAGCUUCGAGCUCCGGUGCCUCGGAUCCCCUGAUCAAGGUGCUAGACAAGCAGUGCCAGGAGAUGUCUGAGUACUUCAGUCGCCGCCAAAGCGUCGGCGGAGAGAGCAAGGACUUCCUGGCUGCGAUGAAGAUCCACGAUGCUGACCGUGCCUUCUUGGACCAGAUCGAGCAGAAGAUGAAGGAUGUGGUGGACAAUGUGAUCAGCAAUGGUACUCCGGAGCGGGCGGAACGGGCUCGCCUGGUGAACCAAAUGUUGGUGGACAUGGUGAACCUCAGAAGAUCCUGGUGUGACAUGUUGCAGGACCGUUGGGCGUCGGAUGGUUUGGACCUGAGCUGUUUCUUCGAGGGCUCCACGAAGCCCUCGGCCGCCGACCCACGGGAGGCGGGUCGAAGACUCCGACCCUCCGAAGGGGGGGACCCACCCGGCUGA